Molecule: messenger RNA, 1174 nt
Organism: Bactrocera latifrons
Lineage: Eukaryota; Metazoa; Arthropoda; Insecta; Diptera; Tephritidae
Gene: Orc6
Product: origin recognition complex subunit 6
Exons: 3
Coding region: 163-963 (266 amino acids)
Biological process (GO): DNA replication; DNA replication initiation
Cellular component (GO): nuclear origin of replication recognition complex
Molecular function (GO): DNA binding
Source: RefSeq, a predicted model, not a curated record
AUAUUUAUUUUCACAUGUUCGCGCGUAAACGCUUCAAACUUAAUUAAAGUGCAGCGGUUGCAAUAAAUAAUUCGGUGUCAUAACUUUAUUUUUGCGUUCAUAUUUGCUUACCACAGCACUUUAUAAAAAAAGCAAUUAAACGUGCCAAAUAAAAUCAAAGUCAUGGCCACUUUAAUUGAGCAAAUGCUAACUAAGAUGGGGUUACGGGACGAGCCCAGUAUGCAAAGCAAGACGUUAGAAUUGUUGCGUAUUCUUGAGUUACGUUCCGCUAAUGCGCCACUACAGCUAAAUGAAUAUGCAAAGACAGUGCUCUGCGCGGAUAUUGCGACCACAGUAUUGGGCAUAGCUUGUGAUGUGGAACAAAAUGUUAAGUUAUCCACUUUGCGCAAAUCACAUUACAACAAACACAAACGUAUGAUUGAAAAAAUCCUAGAUGUAAAUAAAAUCGUCGGUGUGAAUGACAUAUGUGUGCAAUUAAAUAUGACUGAGGUUUCACAAAAGGCUGUAGAACUAUUAGAAUUGUACAAGACUAUUAUAGCAAAAGAAAGCGCCAAUGAUGAAAAUGAUCUAAUCCAUCCUCAAUAUGCAGCAAUGGCCGUUUUCCAGGCUGCCAAAAUAUUAAAACAAAAAUCGUCAAAAGCGAAAAUAAUGAGUUUUAGCAAUUUGCGACCAACUCAAUGGCAACAUCUUGAACUGCGAUGGAAUAAAUUUUUAACGAAAUAUUAUAAAGAAACAUCUGAUAAAAGACAAAGGCUUCGUGUUGGAGAAUCUAAUGAAGGAACUGAGAUUUUAAAAUCGCAAAGUUGUGUAGAAAAUAAAAAACGUUUAGCAUCUUCUGUAGAGGAUUACGAACAAUGGAAAAAGCGAAUUUUGGAGAAGGCAGAGGAGCAGUUAAGGCAUCAACUAAAUGAACAAGAAGAUAAACUUGAAAUUGAUAAAGAAAACCUAAUUUUAGGAAUGUAAAAAAUAAAUAAAGCGUAUGUUGACCUGGUUUCAUAGUAGGAGGUAUAUUUAAGAUCUAUUACAUAAAGGGUAUUUAGUGAAAAAUUAAAAUAAAUGUAUAUUUUUUUAAGAAAAUUUUGAGUAUAUAUUUACUAAUUACUAACUGCUUGAAUAUAUUUGUACGUUUUAAAUAUAGUUUUCCAAUUAUUAAAUAAAUAUAAGUAAAAAACUA